AUGGUUUUCUUUUCUCAGAUUCUGGAUAAAUGGUUGGUUGGCAAGAAAUCAUCCGAUUCAGCAUUAUAUUCAGAAAAAUGGCAACAAGAAUUCACAUCACGACCAACAUGGUGUGAUGCGGAUAUGACAUUACAACAGAUAAAUCAGGGUAUAGCAACGGGUAAUCGCUUAGCACUCUAUUUACGUUCCUUUUUUCAAUCAUUACUUUUUACAUUGGGUUCAUUUGUACAAAACUGGGCCUGGUCUGUUGUCAUUGUUGGUUUAAGUGUUUAUUUGAUUUGCGCCUUAGGACUUCAAUAUGUGCAUAUCGAAACUGAUUUAAUCAAAUUAUGGGUGUCACAAGGCGGACGCUUAGAUGAAGAAUUGCAUUUUCUUCAACGCAUGCAAGAAAAUAGUAAGUACGGUGUAGUUCGUGAAAAACGUUUAGCCGAUUUUGAAAAUUCAAAUAUUCAUAAAUCUUUCGUUUCCAUAAAAUCGACGAAUGAUAGAAAAGAUGAAAAAAGCGUUGAUGCGGAUCUACAAAAUGCAUUUGAUAAUCGAUUUCAGGUUGUAAUACAAACACCCGCAGUGAAAGGAACGAAUGCUUUAACCAAAGAAUCGUUACUUAAACAUGUUCAAAUUAUGGAAGAAAUUGCUAAUUUUCGGGUGGAAAUGUAUGGCGAAAACUGGACAUUAGCCGACAUAUGCUUCAAACCACCGUCACCAAAAUUAUCUCGUGGACCAUUUGCAAAUGUAAUGUCCAAAUUGCUGGAUCGUUUGAUUCCAUGCAUUUGGAUUACACCUAUUGAUUGCUUCUGGGAAGGCUCGAAACCACUGGGACCGUCACCACCGCUUACUUUAGGGCCUGAUAUACAUGCCUUUAUCACUUCCUUACCAAAAGGUAAUAUAACGUGGAAAAAUUUGGAUCCUUCAGCAGUGCUAAAAGAAGUUUCAAUGCUUUUCGAUCUCGGAACAAUCUUCAAUUUCUUUGAAAGAGCUGGAAUAGGAGCUGCUUAUUUGGACCGUUGGUGUAUUGACCCGUUAGAUCCUGAAUGUCCAUCUACAGCACCAAAUACUUUCGAUCAUUGUUUAGCUUUUAAGAAAUUCCAAGCUUGGAAUAUGGCGAUGCCGAAAAGUAAGCAGAUCGAACUGGAAUCAGAAACAAUAUCGACGUCUAAGUCGGAACCAGAAGAUGCUACAUUACAAAUUCUUGACGAUAUUUUUGGUAAAAAAAGACGUAAACGAGAAGUAGCAUCCUCAACAAUGAAACCAAAUGCGAAAAAUUAUACAGAAGAUAAAAGCUCUGAUUAUUAUGCAUAUGAUGAUGAUGAUUAUGCUAAAGAGAAAAUUACUGGAGAAGAACAAUGUUUGGGUUACCGUAAAAGUUUCUUGAAAUGGAUGGGUAAGAAUGAACAUCGAUGGAGCGAAUUUCUGACACUGGAAGAAAUGCCGGAGUAUCCAGAUUACGGAAAAAUAAUGACAGGUGGAUGUCGGGGAUUUGCUCGAAAUACAAUGAUAUGGCCGGAAGAUUUAAUAAUUGGUGGUAUCAAGCGACAAAAUCAUAAAUUAAUAAGUGCAGAAGCUUUCCAAAGUAUUUUCCUGGUUGCAUCUGGUAGUGAUAUCUUUUCACGUUAUAAGGCGCAAAAGAGGGAUUUGAAGCCAAAUUUAAAUAUUGACGCUUGGAAUCCAUACUACGCAUCUCAAGUUGUUUCAGCUUGGCAGCGAAACUUCACGCAGCACAUCUAUAAACAUCGUUGGAAUACAGAGAUUAACCGUCAGUUACAUCCGCUUUCAUCAACAUCUCUAGAGGAUAUGCUAAAGGAAUUCAGUCAAUUCAAAUUUUUGGUUAUCUUCAUGGGAUAUUUACUAAUGUUCGUUUAUGCGGGAUGGUCACAAUUAAACUGGGACGGUUGGUGGUUUGCAGUAAAUUCAUCAGUCGGUCUUAGUAUCCUUGGUGUCUUUUUGGUUACUUAUGCGAGUAUUUCCGGUCUUGGAGCAUCUGCAUAUAUCGGUAUUCAUUGUAACGCAGCUACAACACAGAUUGUACCCUUUUUGACGCUUGGAUUGGGCGUUGAUGAUAUGUUCUUAUUGCUGCAUAACUAUAAGGAUGUUCAUCAUACUAUUAAAAAUAACGAAAUUGGUAUACUAAUGAAGGAGACUGGUAUGAGUGUUGUUAUUACGUCAAUAAAUAAUAUUAUUGCAUUUAUGGCUGGCACACUUCUUCCUAUUCCAGCUCUGAAGUCGUUUUGUUCUCAGACAGCGAUUUUAUUGACAUUCAAUAUCGUCGCUAUCAUGAUAAUCUAUCCGGCCAUGAUUGCACUAGAUUUACGACGACGUCGUGCUAGCAGACGGGAUUUGGGUUGUUGUUAUAUGGGAAGUUCUGUAGACACCAAAAAGCUUAGAGUGGAAUCCUUAGAAUUAAAUAUGGGAAAACGAGUCGUGGGAAGUUUAUCGACAACUGGUCAUAUCUAUCCUGGUCCACCACCUUCUCUGCUGCUAAAGAAUGAUGAUGAUAAGAAGAGUCGGUAUACAUUAAGUGGAUUCUUGCAAUAUUAUUACAUCCCUUUCUUGACAAUGCCACUUACAAAGUUGAUGGUAAUCGUGACAUGCACAUCAAUGUUAUUAAUUAGCUGUCUUGGUCUUUAUCAAUCAAGCCUUGGAUUGGAAUUAUCUGAUGUUCUGCCAGAAGGAACAGCCCCAGCUGCAUUUUUGAGAGCACGAGAGAAGUACUUCAGUUUUUUUCCGAUGUUUGCUAUUUUAAAAGGCAAUGAAAUCAAUUUUGCAAAACAACAAGAACAAAUCGAGCAAUACCGCCUAGAUAUCGCAAAAUCAAGCUAUGUGAUCAAAGUGAACGGUCAUCCUAGUGAAGAGUAUUGGUUAUCGAUGAUGCGAACUUGGUUGAGUUCAAUUCAGAAGCAUUUAGAUAUUGCUAUCAAAAAAGGUGAUAUAAAUGCCGUUACCGGUGCGAUCAAGGCUGAUAUUAAGAUUACUGAUGAAGCAAAGGUUGCAAGACGUCUUGUUUGCUCGUACGGCAAUAACUAUAAUUGCACAGGACGAAUUAGCACCGUAAAAUUGGUAAAUGACGCUGGUGUGAUCAAUGCUGAUGGUUUUUAUAAUUAUUUGACUGCAUGGUACAAUGUUGAUAAUAUGAUGUAUUAUGUUUCCCAAGCUUCAUUUUACCCGGUACCUCCUUCAUGGACACUUACCUCGCAUGAAAAAGUCGUACCUCCAGCGCUACCACCAGCUUAUAGUCAAAUACCAUUCUAUCUUACCGAUUUGGUUGAUACACCAGUGAUUGUAAAGAUGAUACGAGAAAUUCGAAGUGUUUGUGACCGAUACACAGAAUUAGGAUUGCCGAAUUUCCCAAGCGGUAUUGCAUUCAUAUUCUGGGAGCAAUAUCUCAGUUUGAGAUGGAAUCUACUUAUUGCUAUUUGUGUAAUUACUAGUGCAGUGUUUGUUGUUAUAUCGGUAUUAGUUUUUAAUCCUUGGGCGGCUAUGAUGGUCGUCAUUGUGGUCAUUUCAAUGACUGUCGAACUGGCCGGUUUCAUGGGCGUUACCGGUGUUAAGCUUAAUCCGGUUAGCGCAGUUACACUAGUUGCUGCCGUUGGAAUCGGCGUGGAAUUUACAGUACAUGUUGUGCUAGUAUAUCUUACAUCGCUGGGCAGCAAAAAUGAAAGAAUGGCAGCUUGCUUGAAUCAUAUGUUUAUUCCUGUGAUACAUGGUGGAUUAUCUACUCUUUUAGGCAUAAUAAUGUUAGCGUUUUCGGAAUUUGAAUUUAUUGUGAAAUAUUUUUUCGUUGUGCUGUCGGCGCUCAUCCUAAUUGGUCUCAUCAAUGGACUUGUGCUUCUGCCAGUACUUUUGUCACUAUUUGGACCACCAUGUGAGGUUCGUUUGUUCGAUGAAAAAACUUAUUUACCAGUGCCAGCCUCACUUUGUAAGCAAAAAAAUCGUGAUUCAAGCGACCAACAAACUGAUGAUCUUGUGAAGAGACGGGUUGGCGGUGCAUUUGUUGAAAUGCAGGUAAAUGGAUGUAUGGGAACAGGCACUAAGAAUAAUUAUGCCCAUCAUAAUUCGACAUCAGCAGUCACUGAAGAUUUUUUACAUAAUGAUCGUUUCUACUGGAAUUCGUCUUUGUUGGAUAACAAGAAUGCAGGACGAAUAAAUGUACCAACUUCUGCUUUACCAGUUGGUCAGGAUCAUGAAGUUAAUGUCAAAAAUGCUUUUGCUAAAAUUCCGAUUAGUAUGGUUGGUCCACAACACUCAACUUCACCACUUCUUUCAUCAUCUAAUGCUACCUCCAGCAAUAGAAACGGCGGCAACAAUAAGCUGUUCAAAUUUUCGUCAAAUGCUCUUAGGUUUUAA
This is a messenger RNA of Loa loa (African eye worm), 4341 nucleotides long. RefSeq lists its product as hypothetical. Lineage: Eukaryota; Metazoa; Nematoda; Chromadorea; Rhabditida; Onchocercidae. Gene Ontology annotation, biological process: smoothened signaling pathway. Gene Ontology annotation, cellular component: plasma membrane. The record is from RefSeq and is a predicted model, not a curated record. Gene Ontology annotation, molecular function: hedgehog receptor activity; smoothened binding; hedgehog family protein binding. The transcript is spliced from 29 exons. Bases 1 to 4341 code for a protein of 1446 amino acids.